This is a messenger RNA of Helicoverpa armigera (cotton bollworm), 2297 nucleotides long. Its product is annotated as E3 ubiquitin-protein ligase Siah1-like. Gene Ontology annotation, molecular function: ubiquitin protein ligase activity; ubiquitin conjugating enzyme binding; zinc ion binding. The record is from RefSeq and is a predicted model, not a curated record. Gene Ontology annotation, biological process: multicellular organism development; proteasome-mediated ubiquitin-dependent protein catabolic process. Bases 138 to 1100 code for a protein of 320 amino acids. The transcript is spliced from 5 exons. Gene Ontology annotation, cellular component: cytoplasm. NCBI's taxonomy places the organism in Eukaryota, Metazoa, Arthropoda, Insecta, Lepidoptera, Noctuidae.
GCGGUCAAAUGUCUGGGACGCUUAUUUUCUUGCGAAGAACGUCCAUUGCAUUAUCGUGUCGAGUACAACAACGGCUGCAUUUGGAAACCGACUAUCUUCUCAUCACAUUCAAAUAAGUAAUAUACACGUGACCGAAAAUGGCAACAGCUAAACCAAAUAAAAAGGCCUCGGCGGUGGCGAUUGACCUGCCAGAAUGUCCAGUGUGCAUGGAAACCAUGAGUGCACCGAUAUUCCAGUGCCAGUCGGGACAUAGCCUGUGCAACUCCUGCACGCAGAAUCUGAUGCCGCCGAUAUGCCCCAUCUGCCGCCAAAACCUCACGCAAAUGAGGAACUGGCAGUUGGAAGAAAUCGUUGCUAAGGCUAAAGUACCGUGUCCUAAUAAAUCAGCGGGAUGUGUGUACACCAUGGUGUCUGUCGACAUGCAGGAGCAUCUCAAGGAAUGCAUCUUCCGAGAGAUGGAAUGCCCUCUCGGUGUCGUGUUUGGAAAAUGCUCCUGGACAGGUAAACUGAAGGACAUGAUGGAACACUUUAAGGAACGUCAUACUGCUCACUGCAGCGCCACCUCUGAUGAGGAGGUGGAACUUACCAACGUAGAUAUCAAAAAUGAUGAUCGCCACUUCUUCCUCGUGGCCCAAACUAAGUUCUUGUUCAUCAUCACUGUGAAGAUCGACACUCUUCAGAACAUGGUGUACUGGACCGUUCAGCACAUUGGCAGCAAGAAAGCAGCACAUGAUCAUAUUUACGAGAUACAUGUGUUGAGCAAACAGAACCCUAGACGGAAAGUCGUGUUCACAGAACAUUGCUUCAAUGAUGCCAUUAAGCCUGAAGAGAUCUUCCGUCAAGGAAAGUGUGCUGCUCUGCCUUUGGAAAUGUUGGUUCACUAUAUCAAGGAUAAAAAACUCUCGUUCAGGUUCUUUAUUAAAAGAAUCCCACCAGCGCCUAAACCUAAUAAGAAUGAGAAAGGUGAUGGCAAUAAUGACAACAAACCUGCACCUAAAGGUCCCGGACCAAAACCUAAAAAUCCAAAUCAGGAUUCUAAGCCUAAGCCAAAUGGGGCUGGUCCCAGCGGAAAGGGUAACAAAAAUAAGGCUCAAGCGUAAUUUCAAGGAAUUGCGAACCUCCAAUUUCCUUGUUCGCUACGAAAAUAACAGAGAAAAUUUUCUAUUUUUUAUUGGGUAUGUAACUAGUUUGCUUGUUACAAUGAGAAGGUCGGAGUUGAAGUUCAAUACGCGUGAUUACCUCUACCACAUAAGGCUUCAUAAAGCUCUACAUUAUUUUGAAGUAUGUGAUGUGUGUAUAAAAAAUAAAAGUUGCCUUUGCAUGUCUGUUCUGUAAUGGGUUAAUGUUCAGAAGUAGGCAAAGGCGAGUGGUGAGUGUAGCCGCACUUGACCUCACCAAAAUUCUUCUUUACUGGGCUAGUAAUAAAAUAUUGAACCUUGAAUGUAAAGCCGCCUCUAACAUAAGGCGGAUCUCAGCAGACAAACAAACACGGUGAUUGGUUGCUAUGGAUUGGUCCAAAGUAAAAAAAAAAACAAUUGGCUCUGUCCUCAACCCCUUCACAGUUUAGUCUGCUGGGAUGGUUCAUCAAGGGAACCUUGUUUAUGCUAGAUCCAGGCAAUCUAUUGCGUGAACGAUGUAAGGCAACUUGGGAACACGCCAAGCAUAAAAUAUAGAACCCUAUAUUUUAUGUGGAUGUGAGCCCAGAUUAUGCCAAGGGUUUAUCCAACCGCUGGCAUUGCAUUGAGUAUUAUGGGCAAAUGCACUACGAUACUCUUGUACACACAUACAUAUUUACCUAAUGUAAUAAGAUACUAAUCAAGUAUCCAUUAUGUAGCCCUAAUGUGGUGUAGGAAAAACAAGUUUUGAGCUGUAAUUAAGACCUAUCACUAACGAUCAAUUUAGUUACUUAAAAAAUUGUUUAUCCUCUAAUGUUUAAUGGUAUUCAUAUGAUAAUAUUCCUUAUACAUAUACGUAUUCCUUUGUUUUGUAAUUAUUUUAUUAGAAUAGUCCUUUGUUAGGUAUAAGGUUUUUAUUCUGAAGUUCAUAUAUUUCUUACAUUUAGGUACUGGCAGGCUCUUUAUGCCCAAGGUGCCAAGUAUUGUUGAGAUAAAAAUGUCUGGAUGCAAAAUCUUUAUCCAAAGCAUAAGAUCACACUUUAAUCAUUGUUUGUAGUAGAAUUAGUGUAGAUGAUAGUUAUUUUUUAUUAAAACUUUAUAUUAAGAAUGCUCCAUGGUACAAUUGUAUCAUACCUAAUGUAACUUUAUUACGUAAUUCAAAUUAAAGAUGUCUAAACAUAA